AUGGGUUUUUUUAACAGAAUCAUCUUCAUUUGGGGCCUUUUAGUUUUGUUCUUCCUAGUUCUUGAUUGUGAAGCUAGGGUUCCAACAAAUAGAGGGUUUGUCAGAACAAAAGGGACCCAGUUUGUUCUAAAUGAUUCGCCUUUUCUUUUCAAUGGGUUCAACUCAUACUGGAUGAUGAAUGUUGCAACAAACCCAAGUGAAAGGUACAAAGUCUCUGAAGUGUUCCGAGAGGCGGCUGCUGCUGGACUUUCUGUCUGUCGAACUUGGGCUUUCGCGGAUGGAGGUGACAAAGCACUGCAAAUUUCACCUGGCACUUAUGAUGAACGAGUUUUUCAGGCACUGGAUUUUGUGAUUUCGGAAGCAAGAAAACAUGGGAUUCACUUAAUGUUGAGUUUCGUGAACAAUUACAAUGACUUUGGAGGGCGAACACAGUAUGUGCAGUGGGCUAGAAAUGCAGGAGCACAGAUUAAUAGUAAUGAUGAUUUCUACACAAAUCCAGUGCUCAAAGGGUAUUACAAGAAUCAUGUCAAGAGAGUCCUAACAAGAUUCAACACCAUAACUGGAAUUGCUUAUCGAGAUGACCCAACAAUCAUGGCGUGGGAACUCAUGAACGAGCCUCGUUGCCAAGUCGACUACUCUGGAAGAACAAUAAAUGCCUGGGUUCAAGAGAUGGCAACUUAUGUAAAAGCUUUAGAUGGCAAGCAUUUGCUGGAAAUAGGCAUGGAAGGAUUCUAUGGGGAUUCGCUACCCCAAAAGAAGCAAAUAAAUCCUGGUUACCAAGUUGGGACAGAUUUCAUUAGUAACAAUCUCAUCGGGGAGAUUGAUUUUGCCACCAUUCAUGCAUAUCCUGACAUAUGGUUGUCUGGUAAAAAUGAUGAUGCGCAAAUGGAAUUUAUGAAAAGAUGGAUGUCAAGCCAUUGGCAAGACUCGAGGACGAUACUAAAGAAACCUUUGGUAAUCGCAGAAUUUGGAAAGUCCAGUAAAGAUCCAGGAUACAGUUUAAAAGAGAGGGACUGGUACAUGAGUUCUGUUUAUACAAACAUCUACAAUUUGGCAAGAAGUGGAGGAACCGUUGGUGGGGCCCUGGUUUGGCAACUCAUGGCAAAAGGGAUGGAUUCUUACGAUGAUGGGUACCAGAUUAUCUUAUCAGAAAAUCCUUCUACUGACGGAGUCAUUUCUAGACAAUCUCGUGCAAUGACAGGUUUAUCUCAUUUGUUUGGCUUACCUCAUAGUAAUGGUCGUUUGAGCCAUUGGCCACACAACGCAAAGCAUGGUCAUCCAUAUGGUCGACGUCAUGUAAACAAGUCCGUUCCUUGA
Messenger RNA from Ilex paraguariensis (yerba mate), 1317 nucleotides. The record is from the annotation of a GenBank genome assembly. Lineage: Eukaryota; Viridiplantae; Streptophyta; Magnoliopsida; Aquifoliales; Aquifoliaceae.